Molecule: messenger RNA, 371 nt
Organism: Pelobates cultripes (western spadefoot toad)
Lineage: Eukaryota; Metazoa; Chordata; Amphibia; Anura; Pelobatidae
Source: the annotation of a GenBank genome assembly
AUGCCUUUUCUUUACACUCCACAAUCUAGCAAGGUGAAACGGAGGCUUAAGGCCUACCCCACGCCUACUAACACCGGACUGGAGUACUUCCUGGACGGAGGGUACGGCCAAAGGGAGCCGGACCCAGCCAGCAAUCCUCUGCCGACCCACAACACUACCCCAACAAACAUGGGAAGACGCACGCAAAGAUCACAGCCCGGCCACUCAGCCGUGCAAGCCGAUAUCGGGACCUUGCUGCAGAGGCAGGCGCAUUCCAGAAUGGCCGCCGAGGCCACACAAGCCCUGAUACCAUCCGGGUCGGAACCCCAAACACCUGUACAAACGGAGGCAGACAGUGAGUACACCCUGACACUACCACAGGCACCACCUGA